This is a messenger RNA of Metarhizium brunneum ARSEF 3297, 639 nucleotides long. RefSeq lists its product as uncharacterized. The record is from RefSeq and is a predicted model, not a curated record. NCBI's taxonomy places the organism in Eukaryota, Fungi, Ascomycota, Sordariomycetes, Hypocreales, Clavicipitaceae.
AUGACAUCCUGGUACUCCAACAUCCUCACGAGGACCACGUCGCAAAUCUCGUCGCUGCGCUCCACGCUGCUCGCGUCCGAAAACGACGGCGACACCGACGACGACACGCACGUGUGCCGCGUGCUGCGCAACUACUACGGCGACAAGGGCCGCCCGCUGCCCUCCUGGCUGCCGCCCGACCCCAAGGCCCCCCCCGCGCCCGCCGCCCAGCAGCCGCUCUACGUGCAGCCGCAGGUCGGCGCGCGCUACGGCGGCCUGCAGACCGGCGGUGCUGGUGGUGCCGGCGCGUCAGGCGGCUUCAGCAGCCUGUGGGACUCGGCGCCGCAGCAGCAGCAGCAGCAGAAGCAGGGGAGGGCGCCCGCGGCGAGGGAGGACGUGGUCGCCCGGCCGGUGGCGAGUCAGGGUGCUGCCGGUGCCGGAGGGGGAGGCGGCUCCGCGCAGGACAGGCUCAAGCAGAGGCUUUGGGGGGCGGGGAGGCAGAGUCCCGGGCAGGCGGGGGGCCAGUUUCAGCCGCCGGGUGCCAGCUACGAGGACAGGUUUGCGCCGGGGAGUUCGUACGGGGGGCAGAGUGGUGGAGGGCCCGGCGGGCAGGGAAGGGGGAGGCAGGGCUUGCCUAGUGGUCCGAGGGGGUAUAGGUGA